This is a messenger RNA of Hyaloscypha bicolor E, 1431 nucleotides long. Its product is annotated as protein transport protein SEC61 alpha subunit. The record is from RefSeq and is a predicted model, not a curated record. Lineage: Eukaryota; Fungi; Ascomycota; Leotiomycetes; Helotiales; Hyaloscyphaceae. Gene Ontology annotation, biological process: SRP-dependent cotranslational protein targeting to membrane, translocation; post-translational protein targeting to membrane, translocation. The transcript is spliced from 3 exons. Gene Ontology annotation, cellular component: membrane; Sec61 translocon complex. Gene Ontology annotation, molecular function: transmembrane protein transporter activity; signal sequence receptor activity; ribosome binding. The coding region runs from base 1 to 1431 and encodes 476 amino acids.
AUGAGUGGCCUUCGAUUCCUCGAUCUCAUCAAGCCCUUCUCGCCGAUCCUCCCUGAGGUGCAGCAACCCGAGACGAAGGUUCCUUUCAACCAGAAGCUGAUGUGGACCGGCUUAACGUUAUUGAUCUUUUUGGUCAUGAGCCAGAUGCCACUCUAUGGCAUUAUGUCCUCAGAUACCUCGGAUCCUCUAUACUGGCUGCGAAUGAUAUUGGCGAGUAACAGAGGAACACUAAUGGAAUUGGGUAUCACGCCAAUCAUCUCCUCGGGCAUGGUCUUCCAGCUUCUUGCUGGCACACACUUGAUCGAUGUUAACCUUGACUUGAAAUCGGAUCGCGAGCUCUACCAGACUGCGCAGAAGCUUUUCGCCAUCAUCCUGUCAAUGGGUCAGGCUACCGUCUAUGUUUUCACUGGCCUUUAUGGCCAGCCUUCUGACCUCGGCGCUGGUGUUGUGUUCCUCCUCAUCCUCCAAUUGGUUGUUGCUGGCUUGAUCGUCAUUCUUCUUGAUGAGCUCCUCCAGAAGGGAUAUGGUCUCGGAAGUGGUAUCUCUCUUUUCAUUGCGACCAACAUCUGCGAGUCCAUUGUGUGGAAGGCAUUUUCCCCAACUACCAUCAACACCGGCCGUGGACCGGAGUUCGAGGGUGCAGUCAUUGCGCUCUUCCACUUGCUCCUCACAUGGCCAAACAAGCAACGAGCGCUCCAAGAGGCUUUCUAUAGACAAAAUCUCCCCAACAUCAUGAACCUCCUCGCCACCCUCGUUAUAUUCGCCGCCGUCAUCUACCUCCAAGGUUUCCGUGUCGAGAUCCCAGUCAAGUCCUCCCGCCAACGUGGCGCACGCGGUUCUUACCCUGUCCGCCUUUUCUACACCUCCAACAUGCCCAUCAUGUUGCAGGGCGCUCUGUCCUCCAACGUCUUCUUGAUCAGCCAAAUGCUAUACUCCCGCUUCUCCGAGAACCUCCUCGUUCAACUCUUCGGCGUCUGGGAGCCCAAGGAAGGAUCCGCGCAACUCUAUGCUGUUUCUGGCCUCGCAUACUACAUGUCCCCACCUCUCAACUUCACCGACGCCCUCCUCGACCCAAUCCACACAGCCGUCUACAUCAUCUACAUGCUUGUCGCCUGCGCUGUCUUCUCCAAGACCUGGAUUGAGGUUUCCGGCUCCAGCCCAAGAGACGUCGCCAAACAGCUGAAGGACCAAGGUCUUGUUAUGGCAGGUCAUAGAGAGCAGAGCAUGUACAAGGAACUCAAGCGCAUUAUUCCUACUGCUGCUGCAUUCGGUGGUGCCUGCAUUGGGGCUCUGUCUGUUGCAAGCGAUUUGAUGGGUGCACUGGGAUCGGGUACCGGUAUCUUGCUGGCUGUCACUAUCAUCUACGGCUACUUCGAAAUCGCAGCCAAAGAAGGUGACAUGGCUGGGAUGAAGGGUAUGAUAAUGGGAUAG